Cheilinus undulatus (humphead wrasse) is the source of this 4588-nucleotide messenger RNA. Its product is annotated as E3 ubiquitin-protein ligase RNF123. Lineage: Eukaryota; Metazoa; Chordata; Actinopteri; Labriformes; Labridae. The transcript is spliced from 40 exons. Gene Ontology annotation, cellular component: cytoplasm. The record is from RefSeq and is a predicted model, not a curated record. The coding region runs from base 192 to 4187 and encodes 1331 amino acids. Gene Ontology annotation, molecular function: protein binding; ubiquitin-protein transferase activity.
GAGGCGUUGACAAGCAGACAGAAGUGUUGUGGUGGAAAUUUGCCUUUUACUCACGACAGCAGCCUUUCUGUCCCCGUUUAUCUGUAUUUCCGUGGAUUUCCCGCCUACAGGAGCGGACUAGAGCUGGGAGAGAGGCUCGGAGGAUCAGAGCGGAGCGCAGUUUAUGGGCGAGGAGACUCCAGACCAACAGGAUGAGCUCUAAAGGAGGCGGAACGGCGUUGACUCGCCGUAACUACAGGCUGUCAUCAGACACAGACAAACCCAAAGCCACAGGUAUCGUCAAUGAGAAGCUCCUGAGCGACUACCUGCACCAGGUGUUUCCUCCAAACAAACAGGGACCUGCUGUGGCCUCCCUCAGGAAGCCUCUGGGUUUCCAGGAUCUCGGUGCUCACCUGGAGAGACUUCUAUCUGAGGGAGAACCUGCAGAGGAGAGCAGAGAUCAGCCCGUUGAAGGUCGUCUCGGCCCUCAGCCCGUCGUCUUGGAUCACACCAGCGGCUUCGAAGGACUUCUGUUUGUGGAUGACGACCUGCUGGGGGUGAUCGGACACAGCAACUUCAGCUCCAUCAGAGCCACCACGUGUGUUUAUAAAGGGAAAUGGGCGUAUGAGGUCCUGAUCUCCUCUCAGGGUCUGAUGCAGAUUGGAUGGUGUACUCUGAACUGUCGCUUCAACCAGGAGGAGGGCGUUGGCGACACUCCGGACUCGUACGCUUACGAUGGAAACAGAGUGAGGAAGUGGAAUGUGACCACCACAAACUAUGGAAAGUCGUGGGCGGCGGGAGACAUCGUCAGCUGUCUGAUUGACCUCGAUGAGGGGACCAUCACUUUCUGCCUGAACGGUCAGUGUCUUGGCGUUGCCUUCACCAACAUAAAGACGGGUCCCGGCGUGGCGUACUUUCCCGCCAUCAGCCUGUCCUUCAAAGAGUCAGUGGCGUUUAACUUUGGCAGCAGACCUCUCAGAUACCCUGUGGAUGGCUACCUGCCGCUCCAGAACCCUCCGACCGUGGACCUGAUGAAGGCUCAGAAACUGCUGGGAUACAUCAAGAACGUUCUCUCCACCUCCAUUGAUACACAGGAGGAGAGGCUGGUGGAGAAGGACUGCUCACUGUGGAGACUUCACGGAGAUCCCACGGUUCUGGUCACUCUGGCUCACAUCUUUAAUCACUUCGCUCCACUCAUGUGCAAAGUGUACCUGGUGGAGGACGUGCUGAUGAACUUCCUGUUGGGGAUUCUUGAAGGAGGAGGUUCAGUGGAUGAACACCCGCUCAUACAGCAGCUCCUCGACCUCUUCUGGCUGCUGAUGGAGGACCAUGAAGUGAACGAGUGUCUGAAACAGCUGAUGAUGUCUCUGCUGAGAGCUUAUCGAUUCUCACCGAUCAUCCCAGACCUGGGCUUCCAGAUCCACUACCUGCGUCUGACCACCGCCAUCCUGCAUCAUGAGAAGUCCAGGAAAUACCUGCUCAACAACGUCCUCUUCGAUGUUCUGCGGUCAGUCGUGUUUUUUUACAUCAAGACCCCUCUGAGAGUGAAGGAGGCGGGGCUGGAGGAGCUCAUCCCGACCACCUGGUGGCCGACGCACUUCGACAAAGAGGGUAAAGACGAGCGGGAGCCUAAAGAUGAAAGUGCAGACGAGCGUCUGAGGCGGCGAGCGUACGAGAGAGGCUGUCAGAGACUGAAAAAGAGGAUCGAAGUGGUGGAGGAGUUGCAGGUCCAGAUCCUGAAGCUGCUGCUGAAUAACAAAGACAAAACCACGGGUGACGCUUCCCGCUACAUCUUCCUGAAUAAGUUUAGGAAGUUUCUGCAAGAAAACGCCAGCAACAGAGGGCAUCCUACCGCCCUGUGCCCUCCAGAGUACAUGGUGUGUUUCCUCCAUCGCCUCAUCACGGCGGUCAGAGCCUGCUGGGACGACAGCAAUAAGACGAGUCCGGGCAGCAUCGGCAGUGAAGAGGCUUACGUCCCUCCUCAACUCUUCUACAACGGGAAGGUGGACUACUUCGACCUGCAGAGACUCGGAGGGCUACUGUCCCACCUGAAGAAGACCCUCAAAGAUGACUUGGCCAGUAAAGCCAACAUCGUCAUCGACCCUGCAGAGAUUCAGGCCACGUCGAUGGACGACCUGGACGAGGACGAGGAGAGUGGAGCGACACAGAGGCCGUUUGGCGCAGCAGCAAUGGGCGGAGCUUUGGCGAGGCCGAGCUGGUUGAGUUCUCCCACUCUGGGUCGCGCCAACCGUUUCCUGAGCACGGCCGCCGUCAGCCUGAUGACGCCCAGACGACCCCUCACUCAGCCGGAGAAGGUGAAAGUACGCACGCUGGCGGUGGAGCAGAGGACGGAGGAGGACAUCGAGGGAAGCCACGGUAACGACGGCCUGCUCCUGGGACGACCAGUGGAGGAGCCCGAUCAGCCAAUCUCAGACAAGUCUCUGCUGGAGAUCGUUGAUGGGAUCGUGAUGAUGUACAACCUGAGCGUCCAUCAGCAGCUGGGGAAGAUGGUCGUGGUUUCAGACGACGUCCACGAGUACGCCGUGGCUCUGAAGGACACUGAGGAGAAGAUCGCUCGAUGCCCCACCAGGAGAGCCGACAUCCUGGAGGAGCUGCAGAAGAGUCAGAAGGUUUUUGCAGAGAAGCUGAACCACCUGAGCCGGAGACUGGCCUGGAUCAACGCCACCAUCUACUCCAAGGACAAGAUGCUGGACGUCUACUGGCUGCUUUGUGUUUGUAUCCGAACCAUCGAACACGCUGACAACACGGGCUCGCUGUUUGCCUUCGCGCCAGAGUUCUACCUCAAUGUGGCCAUGAACGCCUACAGCGCCCUCAAGAACUACUUCAGCCCAGCCAACAGCAUGGACGAACUGCCAGGCUACGAGGAAACCUUGACCCAGCUGGCCGCCAUCCUGGCCAAACAUUUCGCUGAUCCACGCAUAGUUGGGACAGAUAUCAAAGACUCUCUGAUGCAGGCCCUGGCCAGCUAUGUCUGUUACCCACAAUCCCUCAGGGCAGUGGAGAGGAUCCCAGAGGAACAACGUGUGGCCAUGAUGAGGAACCUGCUGGCUCCGUACGAACAGAGACCGUGGGCUCAGACCAACUGGAUCCUGGUCAGACUGUGGAGGGGUUGUGGUUUCGGCUACCGCUACACUCGUCUUCCUCACCUCCUGAAGACCAAACCGGAGGAUGCCAACCUGCCCAGUCUGCAGAAGCCGUGCCCGUCGUUGCUGCUGCAGAGACACAUGGCGGAGCUUCUCAGCAUGGACAAAGACAUGGCUGCCUCCUUCCUCAACAGCGUCCUGAACCAGCUCAACUGGGCCUUCUCUGAGUUCAUCGGCAUGAUCCAAGAGAUCCAACAGGCUGCAGAGCGUCCAGAGAGAAACUUCGUGGACACUCGUCAACUAAAGGUGUGUGCGACGUGCUUCGACCUGUCGGUCAGUCUGCUGCGGGUCCUGGAGAUGACGGUCACUCUGGUCCCUGAGAUCUUCCUGGACUGGUCCCGUCCCUCUGCAGAGCUGCUCCUCAGACGACUUGCUCAGCUGCUGAACCAGGUGUUGAACAGAGUCACCGCUGAGAAGAACCUGUUUGAUCGAGUCGUCAACCUCAGACUGCCAGGUCUGGAGAGCGUCGAUCAUUACCCCAUCCUCGUAGCUGUUACCGGGAUUUUGGUUCGAAUCCUGGUGGAUGGAGACAGACAAGGGGUUUCCCGGGCUGCUUCCGUCCUUCUCUCCGACCCCUGCUUCCAGCUCCACUCCAUCCAGCACCUGUUAGGAGAGGGCGGGGACUCGUCCAGCUCUUCGGCCGUUGUCACCACCACCGCUCGUCCGGUCAUCGGUUCGUUCGGGUCGACCGUAGCCUCACCUAUCCCGUCAGCGGCUGGAAACCAGGGAUCUACAGAACGCAAACACUUCUCCCUGCACGCAUACACCGACUACAUCAGCGAGGAGGAGAAGCAGAAGGUGGAGCUGAUGUUGGCGUUUCUCACUGAGGAGUCCAAACAGGCUGCAGCGAGCACAGCUCCGACGAGUGAAGAGGACCUGUGUCCGAUCUGCUACGCUCACUCCAUCUCCGCCAUCUUCAAACCGUGCUCCCACAAGUCCUGCAAAGCCUGCAUCAACCAGCAUCUGAUGAACAACAAGGACUGUUUCUUCUGCAAAGCUACCAUCACCGGGGUGGAGGACUACAGCAAGCCCGCCUCCUCCUAACAGACACAAAUAUAUGGACACACAACCACACACAAUGACAUAGAGAGACACACAACACACGACACAGAGAGACACAGAGAGACACGUUAGCUGUAAAGAUGAGCGAAAAACACAGAUUCACCCGUCUGAACCGUCAUUCUCAAACAUGACCACAUAUCAGUGAACCCAAAGAUUCUCACACUAUUUUGUCUGUGUGUGUGUGUGUGAGUGUGUUAGUGUAUAUUUCAGCAGUAACCCACACAUUCAUCCUUCUCUAACAGAAAAUGAGCAGACACCAUGUUCUUUCUUUUAUUAAAGGUCACAUAUUUUAUCCUUUAAGACAAGUUUAUAUCGGUCUCAGAGGUCCCCACAACAUGCCUGUGAAGUUUGUUGCAGUAAAAACCCUCCAGUAUUGAUUUCUG